Oncorhynchus masou masou (cherry salmon) is the source of this 1710-nucleotide messenger RNA. Its product is annotated as very-long-chain (3R)-3-hydroxyacyl-CoA dehydratase 2-like. The record is from RefSeq and is a predicted model, not a curated record. Bases 111 to 842 code for a protein of 243 amino acids. Gene Ontology annotation, biological process: very long-chain fatty acid biosynthetic process; sphingolipid biosynthetic process; fatty acid elongation. The transcript is spliced from 7 exons. Gene Ontology annotation, cellular component: endoplasmic reticulum membrane. NCBI's taxonomy places the organism in Eukaryota, Metazoa, Chordata, Actinopteri, Salmoniformes, Salmonidae. Gene Ontology annotation, molecular function: 3-hydroxyacyl-CoA dehydratase activity.
ACGCCUUGCAUUUCCUGAUUUGGUGGACUGAUUGGAAGAGUAGCUCUGCCUGAUUGCUAUUUUCUAGGCAUCUGGCACACUAAUCGGGCAGCGCCAAGUGGGGUUCAGUCAUGUCAGCACCUGCUAUGGGGACCACGAAGACGGCUCACAGUGAUGUGGCCCCGAAGAAAAAGAGGGGACCGGGUGCCCUGGCUACGGCGUAUCUGGUUAUAUAUAACGUGGUUAUGACAGCUGGCUGGCUGGUCAUUGCUGUGGGCCUGGUGCGGGCGUACCUUGUCAGAGGCAGCUACCACGGCCUGUACUUCUCUAUAGAGAAACCCCUGAAGUUUUUCCAGACCGGUGCACUCUUAGAGAUAUUGCACUGUGCAGUGGGGAUCGUUCCAUCCUCUGUGGUUCUAACGGGGUUCCAGGUGUUGUCUCGGGUCUUCCUCACCUGGGCUGUGACGCACAGCGUCCGAGAGGUCCAGAGUGAAGACAGUGUCCUGCUCUUUGUAUCGGCCUGGACCAUUACAGAGAUCAUCCGCUACUCCUUCUACACCUUCAGUCUGCUCAACCACCUGCCCUACCUCAUCAAAUGGGCACGGUACACAUUCUUCCUAGUGCUGUAUCCUAUGGGAGUGACAGGUGAGCUGCUGACCAUCUAUGCAGCCCUGCCCUAUGUGCAGAAGACAGGUCUCUACUCUGUCACUCUACCUAACAAGUACAACUUCUCCUUCGACUACUACUCCUUCCUCAUCCUCACUAUGGUCUCCUACAUUCCACUGUUUCCCCAGCUCUACUUCCACAUGAUGCGUCAGAGAAAGAAAGUCCUGGCCCACGUGGAAGAGUACAAAACAGAGUAAACACAGCAAACACACGGCAGACUGAUCACAUCAUGCCACGGGGAGGAGGCUUGGCAGACUGAUCACAUCAUGCCAUGGGGAGGAGGCUUGGCAGACUGAUCACAUCAUGCCAUGGGGAGGAGGCUUGGCAGACUGAUCACGUCAUGCCACAGGGAGGAGUGGAAAAAGACGAGAUAACCUUAAAAAAAAGAAAAAACAUGCCUGACCAAUUAAAUAUGUCUGCUUGUUGAAAUACCAAGAAACUCAACUCUUUUUCAGAUCAAGAAAAUAACAUGGGGAAUGGGGAUGAUCGAUCUAACAAUGGUUCUUGCUAAUCAGUUGGUUCGGUUUUGGGCUGUUGCCUGGCUAUUAAGAUGCUCUUGUCAUUUACAAUAUACCAACUGCUUUUCGUUUUCUUUGUAAGUAAAUGCAGUUACCAUGUUAUCAAAAUACUACUUACUCAAAAACUGUUUUGUAAAUGUGAUGAUGAUCCAGUUCCGUUGCACUGGCCCCUUUGAGAGGCAGCAGAAUGUGCUGAAUGCACUGAUACAAUCAAUGCCCUCUUCUCUCAUAGUUCAGUGGAAGACAAACACUAGAACCCCCCCCCCCCCCACCUCCAUUCUAUCACUGGUUGCAUCCCAAAUGGAAGCCUAUUCCCUAUAUAGUACUAUUUAGGGAAUAGUGCCAUUUGGGAUGCUACGAUGCUUUGUGCUCUAAUGAAUAGUUGUCCUUUGUUAGGAUGGAUGGAUGGAGGGUUCCAUAUUUGUCUGACUCAACGGAGGACUAUGCCUGUUUAAGUAAUUUAUUUCUGCGACUAGAUUUUUCACCUGCAGAACUUCUGAUCACAUUCCAUUUGGUGUAAUAAAGCUUUUCUUUAUUCUGUGCUUUA